AUGGUGUCGCGUGCUGCCGUUGGUCACAAAGGUUUUCUCCAGCACAGCAACAUUCACACUGAGCUGCUGAGGCAGCAAGCCCGAGGCUUUCUCCGCAGUGAUGCCAUGAGGUUGAUUCUGGUUAAACCCACCAACGCAACGCGGCGUCUUGACUCAACGGGUGAAGUCUUCCGGGAUGGGGACCACGAGCAUUGUACCUCAGGAGGUCCAUCACCUCCGAGAAAAACUCCUGAGGCGAUGCGCGAUGGAUACUCAGGUGCCUCCGUGGAUGCAUCUUCUUCCCCACAGGAGACGAGUCUGUGCUGCGUUUCAUUCUCACCCCACGAAAGGUCUAAUGGAAUCAGUUUACCAAGAGAUUCGGGCCAGAUGUCACCAAUGAAAACCCGAAACCUAACCUUAUCACAGCUGAGUGAUCAGGACUGGCUGCUGCUUUGUGGCCAGGUUAGCAGUGCAGGAGAUGAUUCACUGUCAGCGGAGAGAGCAGGGACCAGUGUGGGACUUCCAAACCAUGAUGACAGAUGUGGUUGUUCCUGUCCGGACGCACACCAACAUCCAGAGGCUUCUAGUUUUCAUCCGCAUUCAAAACAGGGCACUGUCCAGCAAGACUGCCUCUCCAGAGUUUCAAACAAGAGACGCCUUUCAUCUUCACCUGUUUUACCGCAGGAAAUAAACCAACGGGAUCUUUUGAAACCUGCAAUGAACCACCCACAGGAUCAUUUCACGCUCCAGUGCGGUGACCAAGAAGGUCGAAAGGAGCUAUUGCAGCAACAACCUUGCAAUCAUUUUAAACGUAAAGACAGCAGCCAAGCAACUUUAUUCAACAUUCCUCUGAACUCCAUCGAGUGUGCUGAGACAAAUCAGAAGGUCCACCAACACCCUCAGCCUGCAGACCUCAACUGGAGAGAGCUUUUUGGCAAAGAACCACUGUUAGUUCAGCAACGUCAAACGCACGAUUCCCACUGCUCGAUGAGCGGUGAUCAGACCUGCAAGUCAUCUGGAGAUCCCUCCAUCAUCCUCAAGUGCCGUCAUCUCGCUUACGACCCUCUAACCAGCACUCCGCGGGCGCAGAGGUCAUCAACUCCAGCCUGUAACAAAAGUGUCCAGUCCUCCACCAGCCAGUAUAGCUCACAGCGACAAAGUCAGACAAACUAUCAGCACCUCAGUGGAUCAAGACCCUCACACACUCCUCCAACUUCCUCCACCUUACCAACUGAUGAUUUAGUCAGCAGAGAUGCGGUGCGACCGCUGAGCAGCCAUGGUACUUUAAGAUCCAGUCUUGCAGAUCUCCACUCAGGCCAACAGCCUCUUCAGCUUCUCCACAGUGCCAUCCUGGAUGACGCCUUCUCCAAAGUCAUCAGAGAAGAUUCCAGUAAGGCUAACAGUGAGAACCUGAGUAGGGAUGAAGGCAGCGUACCACAGAAGAAGUCCAAGGACAUUAGCUACCGGCUGGGUCAGAGAAAAGCGCUCUUUGGGAAGCGCAAACAGUUGAGCGACUACGCGUUGGUCUGUGGGAUGUUUGGCAUUAUCGUCAUGGUGAUCGAGACAGAGCUGUCUGGGGGAUUUUACAGCAAGGAAUCCAUAUAUUCAUACAUACUGAAAGGCCUGAUCAGCCUCUCCACUGCUAUUCUUCUUGGACUCAUUGUGAUGUACCAUGCAAGGGAAAUCCAGCUCUUCAUGGUGGACAACGGAGCAGACGACUGGAGGAUAGCGAUGACCUUUGAGCGAAUUAUCUUUGUUGCGUUUGAGCUCCUUAUCUGUGCCAUCCAUCCAAUCCCGGGCCAGCAUGUGUUCACCUGGACUGCUCGACUGGCCUUCAGCUACACAGCAUCGGUGGCAGACGCUGACAUUGACAUCAUCCUCUCUGUGCCAAUGUUCCUGCGCCUCUACCUGAUUGGCCGGGUCAUGCUGCUCCACAGCAAGCUGUUCACGGACGCUUCCUCCCGCAGCAUCGGGGCGCUCAACAAGAUCAGCUUUGACACUCGUUUUGUCAUGAAGACUCUGAUGACCAUCUGCCCCGGCACAGUUCUGCUGGUUUUCAGCGUGUCUUGUUGGAUCAUAGCAGCGUGGACCGUGCGUGUAUGUGAGAGGUAUCAUGAUGCACAGGCGGUGACCAGUACCUUCCUUGGAGCAAUGUGGCUGAUCUCCAUCACCUUUCUGUCCAUCGGCUACGGGGACAUGGUCCCUCACACCUACUGCGGCAAGGGGGUUUGCCUGCUGACAGGAAUCAUGGGAGCGGGCUGCACAGCAUUAGUGGUCGCCGUUGUUGCGAGGAAGUCAGAACUCACCAGAGCCGAAAAGCACGUCCAUAACUUCAUGAUGGAUACUCAGCUCUACAAAAAGGUAAAAAACACAGCAGCCAAUGUGUUGAGGGAGACAUGGCUCAUCUACAAAAACACCAAGCUGGUCAAGAAGGUUGACCAUGCCAGAGUACGCCACCAUCAGCGUAAAUUCCUGCAAGCCAUCCACCAGCUGCGUAGAGUCAAAAUGGAGCAAAGGAAGCUAACUGAUCAGGCCAAUACAGUUGCUGACCUUGCCAAGACUCAGAACAUGAUGUAUGAUCUGGUGUUGGAGCUUCAGCAUCGGAGCGAGGAGCUGGACAGGCGUAUUGUAGCUCUGGAAGAGAAACUAAACUCCAUCCUUCUCAGCGUGCAGUCGCUGCCCGUUGUGCUUUCUCAAGCAAUAACAAAGCUACAAAAGGAUUUCCUGGACGACUUGGCCUGUCGUGUCCACUUUCUGUCAUCCUCCCUGAGCUCUGAGUGCUGUUCAGUCCCUGCCAGGCAGCUGUGUCAAGGACCCACCACACCAGAGACACAAUACAGCUCAUAAGCCUCAGGGGUUUUCCUCUCUUUGAGUGUCCCCUGUGGCAACCCCCGCCGCAGCCUAAACGCACUACCCUCAUUCAAAAUGAACGGAAAGAUGGCGUUUUUGCCGGACUAUCAGACGGCCGACGCAGGCGGUCUGAACGCGGCCUUAGUCUGCAUCCUUUUUUCAUGCUGGGAAAGAUUUUCCUAACAUGCACACUCUUUUUUUUUAAGUAGCGCUCUGCUUCUCAUACAGUUACCAGCUACCAUCUCAUACUGAGCAGCUCCAUUGAGAAGGGAAGUUCCUCUGUCAGGGGAUUCUAGAGGAAGGGAAAAGCAUUAUUUCUUCAUUUCCUCUGCUCAAAGUUAGUUAGUCCAAGGACUGGGUUAUGGACAAACAUCAGUCCAUAGAGCCUCCUGUUGUCUCACACCAGAUAUCCAUAUAGGAAGAUGAUUUGUAAGACGUGGCUUCAUGGAGAAUGAAUGGCUUAUCUUGUCUAAUUGAGUUAAUUCCUAAGGAAAAAAAUAAAUGAGGAAAGAUUUCCCCCCCUAAUUUUUCGAGGACACCUAUGAGGUCACUGACCUCCACUGGAUAAGCCUUUCUUGU
Perca flavescens (yellow perch) is the source of this 3408-nucleotide messenger RNA. It is a transcript of the gene kcnn1b, whose product is annotated as potassium intermediate/small conductance calcium-activated channel, subfamily N, member 1b. The transcript is spliced from 10 exons. Lineage: Eukaryota; Metazoa; Chordata; Actinopteri; Perciformes; Percidae. Bases 1 to 2826 code for a protein of 941 amino acids. Gene Ontology annotation, cellular component: membrane. Gene Ontology annotation, molecular function: small conductance calcium-activated potassium channel activity; calmodulin binding. The record is from RefSeq and is a predicted model, not a curated record. Gene Ontology annotation, biological process: potassium ion transport.